UGAGAGGAGAAAGUAAGUAAAUUAACUUGGUAGUCGGGAUGUUUGUGAAUUGCAGGAGGGAUGGCAGCAUCUUUUGGGCUUCCUUUUACAAAUGCACAGUGGAAAGAGUUAGAGAGACAGGCUAGGAUAUAUGAGUACUUGAUGUCCUCUAUUCCUGUGCCUCCACAUCUUCUGAUUCCUACUUCAAUAGAUCUUAACUCAGACCUAGCUCCACGCCAAUCUUCUUUUUGUACUGGUCAGAAUCUAAAGUUCACAAAUGGAGCAGAUCUAGAACCAGGGAGGUGCAGGAGAACAGACGGGAAGAAAUGGAGGUGCUCAAGAAAUGUAGCUCCUGACCAAAAGUACUGUGAGCGUCACAUGCAUGGAGCUCGUCCCCGUUCAAGAAAGCCUGUGGAACUCCAAGCCAGCAGGGAGACUAACACUAAUAACAAGAAGAGGACUCGUUAUAAUCCUGCUAUUUCUGCAGAAUCUCCAUUUCCUGCUAUUAUUUCUGACAAGAACGGUGUUUCUUCUCAAUUUGUUAGUACUGUUUCGCCUCCUUACCUCCAGGCUCCUGUUUUUCUUGAAAACCCCAUUGACAAGGUUACAAGUUGUGAUGCAUCUCUGGCCUUUGCUUCAACAUUCAAGGAACCCAGGAGUUUGGAGAGAAUGAUAAAAGGAGAAACUGCUGAUGAACAAUGGCACUGUGUAGUAAAGCAAACAGAUAUUGGAAGAGAGACUUUGAACUGGAACUCCUUUGGAAAUUUCAGCGCGGGAGAAGAUCAACAGAGCAACCCGUGCAUGUUUCUUAGCGAGACACCUAAGGGUUUCAUCGAUGCAUGGUCUAAUGGAGCAUUAAACAACACAGGUUCUGCUGUUUUCUCAACUGGGAAACUUUCACCCUCCUCCCUAUAUCUAUCCACGGAAGGAGUUGACUGGUCAGAUUACGAAAUGGGUCAAAUCCAAAUGGGGUUAGGCCCGACGGAACCGGAUCAAAAUCGUGAAUGUUGUGCCAAAUAUCUGGCCUUGGCCUCUGCUUCUUGGACAGGGGCCACACCAGGUGGUCCUCUGGCUGAAGUCAUACAACUGGGCGGGGGAAACAGCUCAGCUGAGAAUGGCGAUUCUGAAGAGCCUCCAGCAAUUGCAUUAUCUUCACUAUCUGGGGUUCUGCAGAGAACGCUUACUUCAUUUUUCGAUAUCAGUCGUAAUAGCAGCAAAAAGCUGGCGAGUUCUGUAAGGGCCAAAUUUGAGAUUGGAUUGCUGCGGUUGGAUUAAGGCAAAUGGUUAGAUUCUUACCUUAUAGAUAGAUUGCAUGUAUUUUUGGUUUUGGAUUUGUUUAUAACUCGUUAUCAUUUAAAUGUUCAAUGAUUUUGAUUUCAUUUUGGUUUCGUAAGCUUGGAAGCAAGUUUUGUUCUUCUGCAACGUGGUAAUUCAACGAGAUCUAUGUAAAGAUGUUU
Manihot esculenta (cassava) is the source of this 1436-nucleotide messenger RNA. Its product is annotated as growth-regulating factor 4. Gene Ontology annotation, biological process: developmental process; DNA-templated transcription; regulation of DNA-templated transcription. The record is from RefSeq and is a predicted model, not a curated record. Gene Ontology annotation, molecular function: ATP binding. Lineage: Eukaryota; Viridiplantae; Streptophyta; Magnoliopsida; Malpighiales; Euphorbiaceae. Gene Ontology annotation, cellular component: nucleus.